Molecule: messenger RNA, 498 nt
Organism: Vicia faba (fava bean)
Lineage: Eukaryota; Viridiplantae; Streptophyta; Magnoliopsida; Fabales; Fabaceae
Source: the annotation of a GenBank genome assembly
AUGAGAAACACAGAUUUGAAUCCCAUUUUCAUCUUCCUCCUUCUCCUUGUUUCUUAUAAUCAUUAUUACAGUACUGCAGAACCACAGCCGGGAAAACAACCAUCGUUUCCUUACAGAUCUCCGACAACUUUAUGGGACGUGGCGUCGGUUAGUGUAAUUGUUGGAGUCGUCUUCGCAACACUUCUCUUAAUUUUCAUCUUCUUGUUGUUCCUGCGCAGCUACUUACUGUCUGGGUCAUCAAAAUGUGAAGUUGGCAUUGGUAUAAAUCCUCAACUACUCAAGACUUUCCCAAUUUUAUUGUACUCUUCCUUAAACAAACAUGUUAAGGAAGGUGAUGAAGGUACUCUACCGUGUGCUGUGUGUCUCGCUGACUUCCAUGAUAAUGACUCCAUUCGUGUGUUACCUCCAUGCAAUCAUUUCUUUCAUCCUCCAUGUAUUGAUGCUUGGCUUUCUUCACAUGUCACUUGUCCUGUUUGUCGUACCAACCUCAAUGAUUAG